AUGGUAGCUAAGAAAGUACUAAUAUCAAGUAUAUUUCUCAUACUUAUUGUGGGGGUGGUCAUUGGACUGGUUGCCGUAUUCGUUCACAACAAUGCGAAGAAGUCCGGACAAGAGAGCCUAUCGGAACAAAUGAAACUGGUGAUCCAAAUGUGUAAUUACACAGACCACCACACAGAAUGUCAGCAAUCUCUUAGCCCGGUGGCUCAAAACAGCAGCGCUGGUGUCAAGGACUACAUGAAAGCUGCCUUGCUGUCCAUCUCCGACCAAGCACAAAACUCCCUCAACAUGACAGAGUCUCUCUUGGUUGAGGCCAAAGACGGCACCAGAAUCAAGAGGUCCAUUGAGGAAUGCAAUGACCUAAUGAAAGAAGCCCGUGACGAGCUACAGGCUUUGGUGUCGUAUGUUAAUGAUGUUGAGUUGGAAACUAUGAAUGACCGCGCAUUGGAGCUCAGAAUCUGGAUCGGUAGUGUGAAUAGCUACGCCGGAACAUGCAUGGAUGUAAUUGGAGAUGACGACCGUAAGCUAAAUGAGAAUGCAGUCACCGAAAAUGGCAGUAACAGCAGGCGGCUUAUGGGUGAAAUUCUAGAGGAAGAUAUCCCUAAAGAUGAAUACCCAAGCUGGAUGUCUCGCGCAGACUGCAAGCUUAUGGCCAAGCAAGACAAUGGCAGGAUUAUGCCUAAUGUUAUUGUAGCUCAAGACGGCAGCGGGCAAUUCAGAACCAUUAACGAGGCACUGAGGGCUUACCCUAAAGGCAACCAAGGGCGCUUCGUUAUUUAUGUGAAGCAGGGAGUGUACAAGGAGACUGUCAUCAUCGACAAAACCAUGGUGAACAUAUACAUGUAUGGUGAUGGCCCCAGAGCCACUGUCGUCACCGGUAACAAGGGAGAGGCGAACACCGGAGAUAAAAUAUCUACCAGCGGCACCUUCCAAGUUUACGCUAGUGGAUUCAUUGGGAGGUCAAUGGGAUUCACCAACGGCGCCGGUCCGGAAGCAAGACCCGCCGUGGCUCUCCGCACUUCCGGGGACAUGAUUGGCAUCUUCAACUGUAGAAUCAGUGGAUACCAAGACACCUUGUACAUGAACAUUGGACGUCAGUUCUUUAGGAAUUGCGUCAUUUCAGGACAUGUUGACUGUAUCUUCGGGGAUGCUAGGGUGGUCAUCCAAAACUCUUUGAUCAUCGUGAGGAAGUCGUCGAUGAAGAACCAGAACCAAGCCUUCAUCACUGCUCCAGGACAACAAACCGGACACGAAGUCGGAGCCACCGUGCUGCACAACUGCAGAAUCGUGCCGGAAGAAGCACUCUUCCCCACGAGGUUCGCAGUGAGAACAUACUUGGGGAGGCCAUGGAAAACCUACGCUAGGGCUGCGUUCAUAGAGUGCACAAUAGCUGACUUCAUCAGACCUGAAGGGGUUAUCGCAUGGGACGGUAACGACUUCAACACUCAACACUCCUUCUUUGGUGAGUUCAAGAACCGCGGACCUGGUGCCAACAUAGCCAACAGGGUGAAAUGGCCGAAGGGCGGCUUCACCGGCGAGAUGGAUGGGAAUACUGCUGCGAAAUUUACCGUUGAUUCCAUGCUAUUACCAGACACAUGGUUGAAGAUGGCAACUAUUCCUUACUUACCUAGCUUCGCACAUGCUUAA
This is a messenger RNA of Fragaria vesca subsp. vesca, 1644 nucleotides long. RefSeq names its product pectinesterase 4-like. Gene Ontology annotation, molecular function: pectinesterase inhibitor activity; pectinesterase activity. The record is from RefSeq and is a predicted model, not a curated record. Bases 1 to 1644 code for a protein of 547 amino acids. NCBI's taxonomy places the organism in Eukaryota, Viridiplantae, Streptophyta, Magnoliopsida, Rosales, Rosaceae. Gene Ontology annotation, biological process: cell wall modification. The transcript is spliced from 2 exons.